Sabethes cyaneus is the source of this 1734-nucleotide messenger RNA. Its product is annotated as mitochondrial import inner membrane translocase subunit TIM44. Gene Ontology annotation, biological process: protein import into mitochondrial matrix. Gene Ontology annotation, molecular function: protein-folding chaperone binding. NCBI's taxonomy places the organism in Eukaryota, Metazoa, Arthropoda, Insecta, Diptera, Culicidae. The record is from RefSeq and is a predicted model, not a curated record. The coding region runs from base 150 to 1463 and encodes 437 amino acids. The transcript has 3 exons. Gene Ontology annotation, cellular component: mitochondrial inner membrane.
AUGCGGGUCGAUUGUUGUGUAAAGUUAAAUUAAAUAAGUUUUUCACCAAAAAUGAAACAUUAAUCGAUAGAUUCCACCAACUUUACGAAAUAAGUAACGUUCACUAGUUAAUCGAAAACCGGAUCAACCUAUUGGGGCACGUUUUAGCAAUGCAACGUCUAAGCAAAGCAGGAAGAUUAGUAUAUCUUCAUCGAACAACAACGCCAACGCUAGUGUCAGGAGGCCACUCUCGGUGGCAGAAUGUGUCCCUUCAAUGCACGGCAUGUUACUCCUCCCGACGACCGGGUUUCUUCUCCCAAGUGCUGGACAACAUCAAAGCGGAAAUGGAGAAAAACAAAGAGAUGAAGGAUAAUCUGAAAAAGUUCCGCGAGGAAGCGCAAAAACUGGAAGAAUCGGAUGCCCUAAAGGCAGCGCGGCAAAAGUUCAACACCGUCGAAUCGGAAGCCUCGAAAAGCAGUGAAGUGUUGAAGGAAAAUCUCGAUAAAAUUCGGGGGAAGGUGACGGAAGUGUUGGAUGAAGCGUCUAAAACGGAUAUUGCCCGCAAAGCGGGCAAAAUUACCGAAGAAUUAGGGAAAACGGCCAAAGGAAUGGGCGAAACGAUUGCGGAGAAAAGUCAAGAGCUGGGCAAGAGUGGAGCGUUUAAAGGUAUUUCCGAAGCGACGAAAGCCGUUCGGCAGGAGAUUGAUAGUCAAGGAAUUGCGGCAAGGGUUUACCGGGCGCCGCAGCAGCUGCGCAAGCGAGUCGAAAUUGAUUUGUCCGAUGCUUCGCGGGUGUUUGAGGCUAACACGGAAGCGAUGGGUGUUGAAUUGCACAAAGACAGUAAGUUUUACCAGAGUUGGGAGAACUUUAAGAACAACAACGCCUACGUGAAUAAGGUUCUGACGUGGAAGAUGAAGUACGACGAGUCCGAGAAUCCGAUGAUUCGCGCUUCGCGCCUGUUGACGGAUAAGGUGAGCGACGUGAUGGGUAAUUUGUUUUCCAAGACGGAACUGUCGGAAACCCUUACGGAGAUCUGUAAGAUCGAUCCAAACUUCGAGCAGAAGCAGUUUCUGCGAGACUGUGAGAACGACUUCAUUCCGAACAUCCUGGAAGCGAUGGUACGCGGUGAUUUGGAGGUGCUGAAGGACUGGUGCUUCGAGAGUACGUACAACGUUAUCGCUACUCCGAUUGCGCAGGCGCAGAAGGCGGGCUUCUUUCUCGAUUCCAAGAUUCUCGACAUCGAAAACGUAGAUCUGGCCAUGGGUAAGGUGAUGGAGCAGGGUCCGGUGUUGAUUAUUACCUUCCAGACGCAGCAGAUCAUGUGCGUGCGGGAUAGUAAAAACAAUGUCGUUGAAGGAGAUCCGGAAAAGGUGAUGCGAUGUAAUUAUGUGUGGGUUCUCUGUCGGGAUCCGAACGAGUUGAACCCGAAGUCAGCCUGGCGGCUGAUGGAACUGCAAGCUAGUAGUACAGAACAGUUUGUUUAGUGGUGGAAUAGACAAAAAAGGAGGAAGGGAGAGUUCGGCAAAGCGUGGGCAGUUGUUCCUUAUGUUGGCUCGCGUUUUGCAAGCGGGAGGGAAAGGCUGGUCAUAGAAGUACUCGUUCGACGGUUUUUGUCAUUUCAGUCGAAACGAAAGCAAGUUGUACUUCAGCUGUAAGCUUAUAAUUUUAAAUCACUUAGUCUUAGAGAAAGAGAGCCGAGAAUAAAUGAAUUUUUUUUUUCAUUUGUUGAUUAUCGAGCAAGAUAAACGACUUAAA